AUGCGCGAGGUGAACUUCAGCAUCCCCAACGCAAACAAGGCGUCUGUCGGUAUCACCACCGCCCUUUAUGACCGCCGAGCGCUGGAUUGCACCUCCACCCUCCCUCUCAUCAACUCUUUGAACAACCUUGCAUACCUCACGACAUCAUCUGGCCGCAUUCGGGACAUUUUGACCGUCGAUGGCGGUAUCGAGCGCCUGGUAUGCAUUCUCAAAGAGGGGCGGAGCAAGGACAUGAUGGAGAUGUGGAAAUGGAACCUGGCCUUUCAGUGCAUAGUAAACAUUGGCGUUCGAGGCUCGGAAGCAGUGCGGACGCGUGUUGUUGAGGCCGAUAUGGUUCCUGUCAUCGCCACGAUUCUGGACAACUACUUUCAAGUAGUGGAGAAGUGCCGCGAAAGGCAGGAAUUGGAGAGCCGAAGGAAAUGCCCCUUCUCCAGAGGCUUCUCUCGCUCUUCCACUCGUAACAAUGAAGCUUACGAGCGACGGACACGACGACACGCCCCGCCACCAAUCUCGAUUCCCGAUGCCAGAGACGACCCAGAGGCUGAUGAACCUACGAGCGAGGUUACACCCACCGCCCAUACCGCUAAUUUGUCCCUCAGCUCGCCGCCCGAGAGGACUCUCUUCACCCGGCAGCACAGCCAUCAAAGGUCGCAAGGCUCCAGAGCACAGUUCACUACACCAACUAGCUCAAACAACCGCCCAGCAGAACCACCAAUGUCCGCCGUAACAUUGCAGAGCAACUCCACCAACCACUUUGUUAGACCGGUCCGCGAUAUUGACAGACUGCCCUCAAUGGUGCCUCAACUCCACGCCGAGUUGAGCUCACAGCCUCAAUCUCCAACAACCCCCGGUGCACCGGUACAAAGGUCUCACAGCCCCAGAGCGUCUGGGAGCGAUAUGCGACCUCGAAGGCGGCCCUCCAUCCGACACCAGCUCUCGAUCUCGGGAUCAGACGAUGAUGGACAGCUUGAGGAGAGCGUCUCUGAUGAAUCGAACGCCAACGAAGCCGAGCCAAUGGUCGGCAUUCAAAGCGACAUCGUGAUGCAAGACAUUGUAGACGAUGACAGCGGGCUUGAGGCACAAGGGAAUGGUGUUACUCUCGCAGUACCGGACAUGUCCAGCCGCGAAGACGACACCUUCAACAUCACGCACAGAUCAGCCGAUGGAAGCAUAGUGAACCCUGCAACGACGCCAACCCAAAGGCAAAUGAACCAGACGCAACUACCACCUCCCGUAAACUCGGUCAAUGCGACACCUCCAAACCUAAACGCACCGGCAUGGUACCCCUCAAGAGGACUUCCCCUCGACAGACCAGCUCCCGCCAGCAUGCUCGCAGCAGUCCCGCGCGAUGAAGAUGUUUUGAUGUCUCUGCAACUCCUGGCCUAUGUAUCGAAGUACUGCAAUCUGCGGUCAUACUUCCAACAGUCACGACUCGUACCUAGACUCAUGAUUGGGAAAGAUCUUCGGAUGCUCGAUCCAGACUACAACCCAGCGACAGACUCAACCCCAACACAGGAAGAGCUGGACGAUGAAUGGGACAACGAGUUUGUGAAGAAGCCUGGGGAGAAGCCUUACAACAUCUUCCCCUUGAUCGAGAAGUUCACGGCAAAGCCAUCCUCAUCACGACAUGCCAACCCAACAUCCCCACAGCAAGGGGAUAUGCAAUACUGGGCUGGGGUAGUGAUGCGAAACUUGUGCCGAAAGGACGACAGCCGAGGGGGCAUCAGGCAAUGCGCUUACUGGCAAUGUGGGAAGUGGGAAGAAUUCACACGCCAAUUCGCCAAGUGCCGACGAUGCAGGCGGACGAAAUACUGCAGCAAGGAGUGCCAGAAAGGAGCUUGGGGUAGUCACCGGUUUUGGUGUGUUGCUGCCGAGGAUGGUAGAGAAGGCGAAGCUGGAUCAAGUGACAGACAUCAUCACCGUCACCACCGCUCGCACCACCAUCACCACCACUGA
Molecule: messenger RNA, 1956 nt
Organism: Zasmidium cellare ATCC 36951
Lineage: Eukaryota; Fungi; Ascomycota; Dothideomycetes; Mycosphaerellales; Mycosphaerellaceae
Exons: 1
Coding region: 1-1956 (651 amino acids)
Biological process (GO): ubiquitin-dependent protein catabolic process; establishment or maintenance of cell polarity
Cellular component (GO): MUB1-RAD6-UBR2 ubiquitin ligase complex
Source: RefSeq, a predicted model, not a curated record